Solanum stenotomum is the source of this 1611-nucleotide messenger RNA. RefSeq lists its product as uncharacterized. Lineage: Eukaryota; Viridiplantae; Streptophyta; Magnoliopsida; Solanales; Solanaceae. The coding region runs from base 1 to 1272 and encodes 423 amino acids. The record is from RefSeq and is a predicted model, not a curated record. The transcript has a single exon.
AUGCCACACUCUGAGCCACAUUAUGCAUUUGAGAGUACGCCCAUCUCAACUUCACAACAGACAGGAGCAUCCGUUGGAGAAUCAGCAGUUUUAACUUCAAAUGUCAAACAAUCUAGCAAUGAGUCAUGUUCAGAAAUGAAUGUGCUGCUGAGAGAUGACUAUGAGGAGGAUGAAAAAAAGAUGAAAAUGUAUCCUUCCAGCAGAGAAACAUGUCAUGUUCAAGGUCAUCCACAUUCUAAGUCCCACUCUUCUGGAGAAACAGAGUUUGAGCAUCAAGAGCCAUGGUCAUUCUGGACUCAAGUACGCGCUCAAAUUAUUCCCAAUUCUUCUUCGCCCAGAACAAUCUCACCAAUAUCCUCUGCCUCUCCAGAGAUGCCAAACUCCAGAAAGCAAAACCUUGAGACACUCAAGAAUGUCAAGCCUCCACCCAUCCAAGUUAGUCAUCCAACAGCGAGAUCANCAAUGGAUGAUGCAGCUGCAUUUGUUACUUCAAAGGCUCAACGAUCUACUGUUGGUUCUUCCUCAGAGUUUGAUACACUUCGCACAUCUAAAGAAAAACUGAAGGAUGUUGCACCUGUGAAUGGUGAAGCAACAUAUCAUACCUCAAAGUCUCAAGCAUUUAGCAUUGGUUCUUCUUCAGAAAUAACCAUGCAGGAAAGUUCAAAAGAUAAAUUGAAGCAUGUCAGCAAGGAUCUUAAACAGGAUUCUUCGUACACACGAAAACAAAGUGUCAACUCCUUGGUCUCGGACAUGAAACAGCCAUCACCUGUGAAUAAUUCAUCAAGGGGAAAAUCAGUCAGAACAUUUAGAUCCCGAAGAAGUUAUAUUGAUAGAUCAAAAAGAAAGGUUGAUUGUCCAAAACAAGGUGGAGACGUAAAUGAGGUACGUUGUAAUCAAUUUGACACAACAUCAUCCUUGAAAUGCAUUAAUCGAAAAGGGGAUUCAAAACCACUAGUCAAUCCCAGAGAAGGCAUUCUUGACAACAGUGGGCCAAUUCCAAGCUCAGCAUUCUUUGAAAGUGAGCCUGAAGCAAAGCAACAUUUUACGAAUACAGACAUUGUGGAGGCCAAGGAGAACUCAGAAUCCAAAGGGAACUCAGAGACUGUGCUAACCAAUUCUCACAUGAGUUCAGAUGAAGAAGCUGACUUUGACCUUGCUGAUGAUAUGGAUCUAGGAAGUGAGGUUGAUAGAAAAGCUGGUGAAUUCAUUGCCAAGUUCAGAGAACAGAUUAGGCUUCAGAAAAUUGAAUCAUUUCGACGGACCAGUGCUUAGUUACUAAUACUCUAUCCUGAGGUGUGUAUAGUGAUUCUAGUAUGCUAAAGAAGGAUGUCUCCCCUUGUUUAGUGGAAACUGUGAAAGUUGAUCAUUUGUUUAUAUGUUUAGCCUCUGUUUGUGUAAACAAACACUUGGAAUGUUAUUAUAAAAAAAACCUGCUCAGGUGUCUAGGAGGGAUGCGAUUUCUUGCAUCCUUCCUUUCUUGGAAGAGAAAUCCGCAUUCUACUGGAAAACUAUCUUUAGAGUUUUCCAUCAUUUUAACUUUCAUUUACACAGAAUUCAUGUAACCUUGCAAUUCAUUAUUCAAGAUUAUGUUUUGUUUAUUUUCAUCUAGAU